Molecule: messenger RNA, 593 nt
Organism: Colletotrichum navitas
Lineage: Eukaryota; Fungi; Ascomycota; Sordariomycetes; Glomerellales; Glomerellaceae
Exons: 2
Coding region: 209-478 (89 amino acids)
Cellular component (GO): mitochondrial inner membrane; mitochondrion; MICOS complex
Source: RefSeq, a predicted model, not a curated record
CGAAAGCCACACCGGUACUGACCGCCCUCGGGUGCUCAUCAUCAAUUUACCGGGACUCUCCGAAAACAUCACUUGGUUCAAUCCCAACAGCUGAAGCUCCGACCUCGACAACACCAUUGCGCAUCGAGUCAAUUGUGUAAGUAGUACCUGUCUGUGUUUUGUACCGUUCAUUGAUGCUGACGAGCAGCUCCCCAGGGUAUCGACGAUCAUGUCAGACACCUCUGUUCCCCCUCCCCCGAGCGCAGUCGCGCGCCCUGUCAGUGAGGCACUUCUCAACGAGAAGUGGGACCACUGCCUCUCCAACCUCCUCGUCAAGUCCACCCUCGGCCUCGGCUUCGGUGUUGUCUUCUCAGUCCUUCUUUUCAAGCGCAGAGCGUGGCCCGCCUUCGUUGGUGUCGGUUUCGGAGCUGGACGCGCAUAUGAGGAGUGCAACUCCAACCUGAAGCAGGCCGCCAGAGAGAUCAGGAAGCAGGCAUGAAAUGCUCAAAUGUCGAGCCGAUAGAUAACACGACCCGGAUCGGAACACCGCUGUACAAAUAUACUACAUCACACACACGUGAGGCUUGCUAGGGAGUCAAAGCCGGCGGUCCCCU